AUGGUAACUCAAACCCCUCAAGGCCCAGCUACCCCUCCCAUCCCUGUGGAGACUCCCCUGCCAUGCCCCCCUAUCCCUGGGAUCAAACAGCUACAGACAGCUACUCACGUAGCUACAGAUAGCCCAGCCCUGUCAUAGCUGACAGGGAGUGCUACUGGAUAUAGAAAGUAAGAGUGAGCCUGUAUUCUCUCCUUGCUUACCCUCUUUGCAUGUGCACACGCACACCCAGGCAUGCAUGCAUACACCAGCAUGCAUGUGAAAACACACAAACAGUCCUCACCCCUCCCAUCUCUCCCGCCUUUUCUUCCUUCCCCCUCUCUCUCUCUUUCCUCUCUUCUCUCCUUACUCACCUCCUCUCUUUCCUCUCCCUCCUUCACAGAUUGUAUAAAUAUCCCUGAGCUGUUGAGAGGGACUCAGAGACCUGAGGACCCUGACCUGAGAAACAAACAGACCGGAACAGAAAGAAGAGACAGACAGGCAGCAGCAAGAAAACAGACAGACUAAUCAGAGAAUAAGAACAAUAAUCUGCUGUAGCACAUUGAGAAAAACAAGGAAAAGGAAGACAGAUGGGAAAGAACUAGGUGAAGAGAUAGAAGGGGCAAUUAUCACAGCUAGAGAAAAAAGAGAAGGGUUGAAACACAGAGUAGUGGAAGAGAGACCCUGAAGAGAGAGAGCGUGAGAGAGCAGAAGAACCACGUCUAGUCUACAUCUGUGUGUGUAGCUGUUUGUAUCCACCAUGUGGCUGCUGCUUAGCGUGUGUGUGUUCUGUCUGCUGGGGUGCAGUGAGGGGCAGGACCGUGCCACUCUCUGGAGGGGGAACGACCACAGCGGGCGCUGCCAGUACACCUUCACCGUGCCCAGCCCCAGCGAGACCAGUUGCUCCCCUACAGUCUCCGGAGGACCAGAGAUGGAGGGGCUCAAGGCUAGACUCAGCCUGUUGGAGGUAUUGGUGGCCAGGCUGACUGGAGGGGAGGCUGGGUCCCAGUCCCAGGCUGGUCUCCAGGAGGCUCUUACCCAGGCUAUGGGAGAGAGGAUCCUGCUGCAGGGAGAGAAAGAGCAUUUGGAGAGAGAUGUGGAGGGGCUUCAGAGGAGGAUGGAGGAGAUGAGGAGAGAGACGGAGAGACUGCAGAGCAGACCCUGCUACCCACAACACCCUCUGUUGCCACCCAGCAUCCCACUACAGGACAGUGGUCUGCGACCUGCCGGAGGUGCUGGUGUUCUCUCUCACCUGGUUUCCAGACCUGGAAGACAAUGGGACACUGGCAGCCUGAGAGACCCAGCAUGGCAGUAUGGUGGUAAUCCAGUGCUCCAGGAGUUGAAGGCUGAGGUGACUGAGAUUCCUGCUCCUAGUCCUGAGGGCCCAGAGGACAGCACAGGCUGUGGAGAGUUGAUAUCAAUAGGUGAGCCAGUGUCUCAUCGUAAGGCUGACAGUAUAGCUGGUAAAUACGGGGUGUGGAUGCAGGACCCAGAAGCUGUGGCGCCCUAUGGAGGGAAGAUGGUGUGGCGCAUUGAUACAGUGGGGUCAGAGGUCAGACAGCUCUUUGGUUACGAAGACAUGGAUCAGCUCUCUAAAGGCUUCCCCUCCAAGGUGUUGCUGUUACCGGAGCCAGUGGAGAGUACAGGAGCAACUCUGUACCGCGGCUCUCUGUACUACCAGCGCCGCCGCAGCCGCACUCUGCUGAGGUACGACCUGGUGUCUGAGAGCAUCGCUUCCCGCCGAGACCUGCCCCACGCCGGCUUCCACGGCCAGUUCCCCUAUUCCUGGGGGGGCUACACCGAUGUGGACCUGGGGGUGGACGAGCAGGGCCUGUGGGCUGUCUACAGCACCAACAAGGCUAAAGGAGCCAUAGUGGUGUCCCAGCUGGACCCACACAGCCUGGCGGUGAAGAGGAGCUGGGAGACCAGCAUCAGGAAGACCAGCGUGGCUAACGCCUUCGUCAUCUGUGGUCGUCUGUACACAGUGGCCAGCUACACGGCUCCCAACACCACCAUCAACUUUAUGUUUGACACAGCUACAGGCCAGGGGAAGGAGGUGGCGCUACCCUUCAGGAAUAAGUACCGCUACAACAGCAUGGUGGACUACAACCAUGCCCAGAGGAAGCUCUUCGCCUGGGACAACUUCCACAUCGUGUCCUACGACGUCAGGCUGGGCCGCCAGUAGAGGAGCUGAGGAGGCCUCUUCAUACAAACCAAAGACUUUCAAUGUCUGUCCUUCAAAGCCUGACAGCUUUAGAGCAGCUAGUGUGGUGGUAAGUUGUUAGUGUUAUUCACCACCUUCAUCAAUGCAUAGGCCUAGUAGUUACCAUAACUGGCCACUAUAGUGAUUGAGAUUUAAAAGGAUUCUAGCAAAUUGCAUUAUGAAUGGAACCCCCUGCAGGUAUCUUGUUUCUGUGGAAAGGCAAUUGCUGUGGCACGGUCCACACAUAUGUUUAUAGAGGAAUUAUUUUUCUACUGUUUGGUCAUCAGAGUAGUGCUUUUAUUGUAUUUCAUGUAUAGUUUUGAGAAGGGGAUUGGGGGCAAAGCCAACAUUAUCAAGUCUACUGCUCUCAAACAUCAAUGAUCAUACAAGGUCUAAAGUGUGUACUGUGUAUAAAACUCAUUCCACCCUGUCCUGUACAUAGUGCCUCUCCCCCCAGUAGGAAACAUUUUCAGAGACAAACUUGCUGCUCUCUAGCUCAGCAUUUAUUGAAAUAUUGCAUGUUCCUGUGCAUUGUACUUCUCUAUAUUAAAUGAUGUACAAAUUCAUACCAGGGUCUAAUAAGGAUGAUCUAUUCUAAAUAAUAUAGUUAUCUGUAAAAAUCAUUAACUUCUAGAUUCUAGGAUGAUAACUCAGUCUCAUACCCUUUUACUAUCAUAAGAAGGGGAAGAAAUGGAUUCAGUCACCAAAUAGCCCUGAUCCAUCCACUGCUUCCAUCCAUUCAGCUCUUUCAGGUCUGUGAACACAGAAGGAAGGCCUUGGACCAAAGAGGCCAAUUAUAAAGAGCAUUAUUUCACAGGUCAAUAGUGACUGACGACUCCAUUUUAGUGGAGGUUGAUGUGUUAGUGCAGUGGUUUUCCCCAUCAGCUGCAUUCAUGAAUGAUUUCCACAAUAAAACACACGUCCACUCAUGGGACCUUCACCAGAGAAGGGGGAGACAAGACGAGGUGAUGAGGGGAAACGAGUGGAGAGGAGGGAAUUGAAGUGUGAGAAACAGAAGAGAAAACAUUCACUGUGUUCCUUCCGUAAAGAGAAAUAAAACUAAGGAUGGCAGAAUGUUUAUGGUUUAUUAUACACUUCUCUUGGGGCACUCCAUACACACUCACAGAACCAGCCUCAGUAACACAUCAGACAUACAGUAUGAGUAUAGUGCUGGUUUGGAGUCUGCACUUUAAAGCAAAAAGUAUUGGUUAUAAACCCACAUAAUCCAGGUUGGACAAAGGACACAUCUUGAGUUCUUCCAGUUUAAGGAAAGCAGAUAGAGUGCCUUCAGAAAGUAUUCAAACCCCUUGACUUUUCCCCACAUUUUGUUGUGUUACAGCAUGAAUUUAAAAUCGAUUCAAUUUAGAUUUUGUGUCACUGGCCUACACACAAGACCCCAUAAUGCCAAAGUGGAAUUAGGUUUUUAGAAAUGUGUACAAAUUAAAAGCUGAAAUGUCUUGAGUCAAUAUUGUAUUCAACCCCUUUGUUUUGGCAAGC
This is a messenger RNA of Salvelinus fontinalis (brook trout), 3676 nucleotides long. RefSeq names its product myocilin (gene myoc). Gene Ontology annotation, cellular component: Golgi apparatus. The coding region runs from base 737 to 2161 and encodes 474 amino acids. The transcript is spliced from 5 exons. Gene Ontology annotation, biological process: osteoblast differentiation; signal transduction. NCBI's taxonomy places the organism in Eukaryota, Metazoa, Chordata, Actinopteri, Salmoniformes, Salmonidae. The record is from RefSeq and is a predicted model, not a curated record.